Pleurotus ostreatus (oyster mushroom) is the source of this 4146-nucleotide messenger RNA. Its product is annotated as Dicer-like protein 2. Gene Ontology annotation, biological process: siRNA processing. Gene Ontology annotation, cellular component: cytoplasm; RISC complex; nucleus. Lineage: Eukaryota; Fungi; Basidiomycota; Agaricomycetes; Agaricales; Pleurotaceae. Gene Ontology annotation, molecular function: RNA binding; ribonuclease III activity. The transcript is spliced from 4 exons. The coding region runs from base 1 to 4146 and encodes 1381 amino acids. The record is from RefSeq and is a predicted model, not a curated record.
AUGAGAGAAUUUUACUUCCAUCUUCCCCCACGAGUAUCAGACAAUGGUCCAUGUACGAUCGCACGGCCUGCAAUCAUGGGGAUGACUGCGAGUCCGGUAUAUGGUGGCAAUGUCGAGCGAGCAUUCAGGUAUGUGUCGCUUGAAGCAAACCUGGAUUGUACAAUCCGAGCGCCAAGGAUCCACCGUGCAGAAUUAGGCCGACAUGUCUAUCGCCCCACCUUCACACAUGUCAUGUACGAGCCGAGUUCAGACUUGGAUCCCAUCUCUACGAAUCUCGCCUCCUUGGAUUAUGUCGUCAAAUCAUUAAAGAUAGAUGACGACCCCCUCGUCAUUCUCCUACGCAAACAGUUGUCAACGAUGCCUCAAGACGCAGUCGAGCGACCCCGGCUUGAUCAACGCCUCUCCAAGGUGAUAGCCAAGAAGGAUACCUUCUGUGAGAAGGGUCUACGAGACCUCCGACGGGCGGCCCAAGCGAUAAGCCUCGAUGUUGGUACAUGGGCUGCUGACUGGUACAUCGCGGAAGUUUUGACGAAAAUCAACUCGUUCCAAAGAGGCCAGUAUACUCAGCUCUUCUCCAGUUGGAGAGACACAGAGGCAGCCUACAUGGCCAAGCAACUGACAGUCCAGGCGACUGAGGUGUCCUACGAUCCGGAUGACAUUGUCGAUGAUGUUACAAGCAAGACCCAAACGCUGAUUGCGCAUUUGCUCCAGGAGAAGGCGGAAGCAGAGGCGAAAAACGAUGCAUACAGCUGUAUUGUAUUCGUGCAGCGGCGCGAUAUAGUAUAUGCUCUGGCAACAGUUCUGCGCCAUCAUCCCAAAACGAAAGACAAAUUUCGGAUCAGAUGCCUUGUUGGGUCUUCCGAUAACUCCCAGCGUUAUUCGUUCCUCGAUAUUACUCGAACGUUCGUGCAACAAACGCAAGACAAGAUCUUGAAGGACUUCGAAUCUGGGAUCAUUAACUUACUGAUAUCGACAUCAGUUGCGGAGGAAGGGGUUGAUGUUCAGGCGUGUGGUAGUGUUAUUCGCUGGGAUCCACCUCCAAACAUGGCUAGCUGGGCUCAAAGUCGGGGUCGAGCAAGGCGAAAGAGGAGCACAUUCACUUUGAUGUUUUCGUCGGACAGCGCAAAUCAGAAAUCGGUGGAGGAAUGGGAAAAGAUGGAGCAACAAAUGAUUGCCCUUUGCAACAGCGAGCGCGAAAGGCAGGCGCAGGUUCGUCGCCUCCAGGAAGGCUCCAAUGAAGGCUCAGAGGAUGACGAUGAAGACAAUGACAACGACGACAAGAUGUUGAGGAUUGAAUCGACUGGCGCCAUCCUUACUCUGCACUCUGCCAUAGGGCACUUGGAGUACUUCUGCGCCGUAAUGCCAGACUCCGAUCAUGCGAACCUCCAGCCUCUGUACGAUAUUGAUCCUCCUGACAUGCCCGAGGGAUGGCACGCAUUUGAACACAGGCUCGCCGUUGAACCCCCCAAAGGACCCUUUGGGGCGACAGUUACCCUACCCAAACUCCUCGCUCCAGAACUUCGCGUCUUCAAGGUACCCAGAAUAUACAAGAAGAGAUCCCUUGCUCAGAGGCAUGUCGCGUUCAAGGCCUACAAGGCUCUAUACCACGCUGGCAUGUUGAAUGAACAUCUCCUUCCUCUAAUGGGCGUAGUGGAGCCACAUCUGGAAGAAGAAUUGAAAGCAAUGCUGAAGGACAUAGAAAAGCGAGCGAGCACCGCUAGUGUCUCUGCGCAGAUGGAUCCAUGGGCCCCACAGAAGUCAAGCGAUGGCACAUUCCCUGAAGGAGGGGAAUGGUGGUCGUCCCGGCUGGUGGUUGAUGGUCUUCCCCCGCUAUUGUUGUUCACCCGUCGUCACCUUCCGGCUUGGGAGAACGACAGUGGGCCAACGUUGUAUCGCCCCGGCCGUCUACCUGUGAAAGCAAUUUGGACUACACUGAAUGAUUUACCCACGAAUGCUAUGAUCAAUGAAGCGCGUACGUUCACCAGACAGUUAUUCUGGGGCAUUCAUGGUUCUCGGAUGCAAUGGGAUGACCUCGACUUUCAAUACCUGUUUCUCCCUACCGGUGACAAGAGGGAUGACUUGUGGAGCGCUAGACGUGCUUGGCUACUCGAGCAGGACCUGCUAAACGAUUUCGAGGAAAACCAUUUCCUUGCCGACGCAAGAACCUUUGGAGAAGCCUUCAAGUAUCCAGACGAUGUGACCCUAGUGCGAACGGGUUAUGGCUUCCAUAAAGUUCGCCAGUUCGUGCGCUGGAAAUAUGAUCCGAUGAACGAUGAAGAAAAGACACGAUUUUUGGAAACAUAUGCGUGUGAAGCACCAAAAAUCACCUAUCCUCUCCUUGUGGUCCGCCGCUUACCGGCACGUACCAACUUCCUCCUGCCUACUCCCAUCGCACAACCAAAUCUCGACCCCACUGAGCUGCUGUUAUCUCCAGACCAGUGCUCUGUGGUGUUAUCUUCAGCUAGUGAGGUCGAAUAUUCCAUACUGUUGCCCUCUAUCCUCCGGGAGAUAGCAAUCUUUACAACCGUCGAAUCCCUCCGCAACACUUUAUUUCGAUCAACAACUCUUCAUUCAAUACCGCUCGAUCUUUUGGCUGUGGCAGCCACUGCUCCCGCGGCACAAGAGCGCUUCAAUUACCAGCGACUAGAAAUGCUUGGUGACACAGUCCUCAAAUUCAUCACGACCAUCCAGCUGUUGCAUAGGUAUCCUCUCUGGCACGAGGGAUAUCUUAGUAAACGAAAAGACCACAUCGUGUCGAAUGUACAACUAGCGAAAAGCGCCCUGGGCAAGCAGCUCUAUACUUGGAUCAUUCGCAACACGAUGGUAGGAAAGAAAUGGAAACCGGAGUAUUUUUCGACCUCCGCCCCUGCGUCUACCCCUGGCCAACAGGUUGCUCCCCCGGUUCCCACUUCCAACUUAUCUAAAGAAGGGACAGAAAAGGAGCAGGAGGACCACCACUUCGGAGCCGAAUUUAAUGGAAUAUGCGAGAAGAAAAGCAAGAAGAACAAGAGACAGGCGGACUUCCAGGAGUUGUCUACUAAGGUCUUAGCUGACGUCGUGGAGUCGUUGAUAGGUGCAGCUUACAUUCACGGUGGCUUCGAACUCGGUCUUGAGUGUAUCCGCGUAUUUGGCCUCGGUAUGGAAUGGGAACCUCUCCCGAAAUGCAUCUCGUCGUUGUUCUCCCGGGUGGCCAAAAACGACGGGAACAUGACCGCCGUCCUGCCUAACGUCGAGAAGAUGCUUGGAUACACGUUCAAUCGUAAACUGCUACUCGUUGAGGCUCUCAGCCAUGCUAGUCACCAAGAAAACAAGUGCACGGUCUCUUACGAACGCUUGGAGUUCCUUGGGGACUCGGUUCUCGACAUGAUAGUAACCCACCAUAUUUACCACGCGCCUGGCAAGCUAUACAGUCCCGGACACGUCCACUUACGCCGGUCGGCACUUGUCAACGCGCACAUGCUGGCAUACAUCUGCCUCAAGACAUAUAUCGACCUCAUCACUGCUGUACCUAAACGCAAGGACCAAGGUCUGGUAGAGCUGCAACACGGAACACAACGAGUGUAUUUGUGGCAGUGUUUAGCACACUCGAGCCCUCGCCUCCUCGACGAACAAGCUCAAACUUUCGUGCGAUACCAAAAGAUGCAGAAUGAACUCGAAACCGCUUUCCUGGAGGGCACCAUCUUCCCUUGGGCAGCAUUACUUCACCUACAAGCACCCAAGUCCUUCAGCGAUAUGGUCGAGAGUCUGAUAGGAGCCGUCUUCCUGGAUUCCUCUGGAAAUAUUGAUAUCGUGAGGCAAGUACUUCGAAAGCUCGGAUAUAUGGACAUUCUGGAGAGGGUGGUUGGCGAUGGGGUGGAUGUACUGCAUCCGGUAUCGAGGGUCUCGCUGUGGGCUUCGAACAUAGGCAAAAAAGUUGAAUAUCGACCUGAGAAGGUGAGGGGGGAGGUCAAGUGCACAAUUGUGUUAGAUGAAGAAGACACAAUCUCCAUGAGCACCGUGGACAAUGGGCGUGCGAGUAUAGAUGAGGUCAAGUUUAUGGUCGCGGAAAAUCUCAUCAAAACCAUGGGUCUUAGGGACGUCGGAUUAAAUUACGACGAGUUGAAAAAGAAAAAGAAGGGCCACGCAGGGAAGGCUGGGGAAAGCUGA